Molecule: messenger RNA, 1049 nt
Organism: Thrips palmi
Lineage: Eukaryota; Metazoa; Arthropoda; Insecta; Thysanoptera; Thripidae
Product: C-factor-like
Exons: 6
Coding region: 189-935 (248 amino acids)
Source: RefSeq, a predicted model, not a curated record
CGCUGCGCUCGCGCUCUCGCGCCGGCCCGCGCCGCGCUUACGCAGUCAAACAACAUCGUCGUCGAAAAGGCCCUGCCAGCCCUGCCCACUGUCGACCGUCGACCGCCCAGCCCAGUCGUGUGUGCGAACCGGUGAAGAUCGGACGUUUCUCUGCUACUUGAGGUUUAGGUCUUGUUGGGAAGUCCACCAUGUCAUCGGUCUUGAUCACUGGAUCCAGUCGAGGAUUGGGCUUGGAGUUCGUCAAGCAGCUUCUGGCUCAUCCCAAAGCUCCGUCUGUGCUGAUUGCCGCGUGUAGGAAGCCAGAUAAUGCUUCAGAACUCCAGUCGCUCGCAAAAGCCCAUUCGAAUCUUCAUGUUGUGCAAUUUGACGUAAAUGACUUUGACAGCUAUGACGCUUUUACCCAGAAGGUGGCUAGCAUUGUUGGAGAGAAAGGACUUAAUGUGUUGAUUAACAAUGCUGGUAUCAUGAAAGGAAAAAAGGACUCCCUGUCAGAUUUCAAUGCCAAAGAUAUGAUGGACACCUUAACUACUAAUUACAUUGCUCCAGUACUGUUGAUCAAGGCAAUGCGGCCUCUCUUGAAGCUUGCUGCGGAUUCGAAUAAAAACUUGCCUAUUGGAUGGUCUCGAGCUGCUGCGAUAAACAUUACAUCAUAUUUGGGAUCACUGGCUGAAAACACUUUUGGCACAUUUUUGGAAUACCGAGAAAGCAAGGCUGCUCUGAAUAUGGCAGCUCGCUCAAUAGCUGUGGAACUAGCUCCUGAUAACAUCUUCGUGCUGAGCAUGCACCCAGGCUGGGUUCAGACGGACAUGGGUACAAGUGAGGCACCGCUGACAAAGGAGGACAGUAUCAGUGGUAUGCUGAAGGUCUUUUACUCCCUGAAACCAGAACAACAUGGGACUUUUGUCCAAUGGGAUGGCAAGGUGCUGCCAUGGUAAUUUUGUUUUCGAUUGUGAGAUACUGUUAAUUUUGUCUUCGAAGUGUUGAUAUUUUAUCAUGAAUUUGAUUUCAAUUUCUCAUUGUCAAUUUGUCAAUAAAGAAUUUUAAACCAA